AUGGACCAAAAGAGCGAUGAGCAAAAAAAGAAGCAAUGGGAAGAGGCUAUGGAGUUCAUUAAAGUAGUGGGAGAGUUGGAAGACGAGUUGAGGAAUAUGGAGGUUGAUAUGCAGUGUGAAAUAUAUCAUGAAAUGGUUAGAAAAUUCAAGAAGUUUGGAGUUAUCGCAGCGGAUGACGACCGAUGGGAAAAGAUGGAUAUUAAAAAUUGGCCCAAAGUUGAUCCGGAAAAAAACAGAGGAAUUGACUUAGACGAGAAGUCAGAUGGUUCAUCUGACCCACAAGGCGAAAUGAGGGGAUGCUCUUCCCAAACAAUCUUAAAGAAAACAAAGAGAACUAAACGUGCCAGGAAGCCAAGAGGUGAGAAGAAAGAAAGGAAGACGAAGGAUGAUGCCAAAAAUGACCCCACGAGCGAAAUGGGAGGCUGCUCCUCAAAACAUUCAUCGCCAUCAAAGAAAGCCAAGGAGCCGAGGAGCGAAAAGACAAAAGGAAAUAAGACCAAGGAUAUCGCUAAGAUCAGUGGCUCUUCUGAAGCUAAAAGCGGAAACAAUGACUCGCCUCCUCUAAGGAUCAGACUGCCAUUAAAGAAAGCUAUACUUGCCAAGGAGCCAAUAGUCGAGAAAACGAAAGGAAAGAAGACGAGGGCUGUUACUAAUAAAAAUGGGUCUUAUAAAUCUAAGAGCGGAACCAGUGGCUGGUCUCCACUAAAAUUGACGUUGUCGUUAAAGGAUUCUGUACAUGUCAAAGAGUCAGCAGCUGAAAGGACGAAAGAAAGGAAGACGAGGGAUGUUGCUGAGGUGAAUGGCCCCCCUGUCUCUGGAAGCGGAAUCAGUGGCCGCUCUCCCUCGAAAAAGCCGUCGCCAUCAAAAAAGCCGUCGCCAUCAAAGAGACCUAAACAAGUCAAGGAACCGGGACCUCAGAAGGCGAGAGGGGGGAAGACGAGGGGCCGCUCUUCCCCUCCGAUUCCACCACCAUCAAAGAAACCUAGACGUGUCAACGAGCUCAGAGAUGAGAAGACGAGAGAUGUCAAAACUCGUCCCACAACGCGGGUGUCCAAAAUGGAUACUGUUCCUACCUCGACUGGAAUACGAAACACAGUUCGUAAGGGCAGAAAGAUUGCAGCCUCCACCUCUAAAAGUGGCAAAACUAGUAAGAGGAAGACUGGGAAGAAGGGUUACUCUAGGAAACGCAAACAAGCACAGGGAUUUUGGUUCUGUGAUACAUGCAAGGAUAUCCCACAGGAAAACCCUGACCCUGCUCCCGGCUGGCCGUUCGGCAGAAUUAUCAAAGAGGAGGCUCCCGAUGAUGGCGAAUACGGUGUAGGACCACCACCGCUUGCGCAGGAUCCUGUCGAAAAUGAAGGAGUUGAAGAACAUCCCGUCUAUGAUGUGAAUGAGAACUGUGAAAAUGACGAGGACGUCAACGUGGUCAAGGUUAUUAAGCAGGAAGUUAUUGAAGACAACGAAGAUGACGACAGCUAUAGAUAUGUGGGAAAUCCUAUCAUACGUAGACACCUGGCAUCCAGUGGGCCUUUGAUGCGAGCGCUGCUCGCCUACCUACCGGGUACAUCGAAAGGGACAGAAUUCAACAGAUACGCGGAUUAUGGCUCGACACCGCACAGUGAUGAAGGAUCCUGUCGUACAGCGGAUGAACAAGGAUAUGAGGGAUCAGGAAGCUCCACAGAUGAGUCCGAAUCAAGUGGAUCAGAUGAAUUAGAAAGUACUACUGAAUCAGAAAGUGAUGAUGAGAGCAGUUCGGAGAAAGACGACAAGGAUCCGGUUGAAGGUGACAACGAGAUGGAGGAGUGA
Messenger RNA from Cooperia oncophora, 1806 nucleotides. The record is from the annotation of a GenBank genome assembly. NCBI's taxonomy places the organism in Eukaryota, Metazoa, Nematoda, Chromadorea, Rhabditida, Trichostrongylidae.